GCCAAACACGAGCAGAGAGAGAGAGAGAGACUGGGUGUUAAAGUGAGAGAAGUGUAUUCAGAGACUUAUAGACAGGCACAGAGAUAGAUGGGAAAGCAGAUGGUGGCAUAAACUUUACUUUUCAAGACCCGAGGACGGCACAAAAAAAAACGACUUUAUUCCGAACUACUGAAUACCUGAUCUCCAGAAUUCCUGCACCUCCUGCUCUUGUUUGGACUGAAUCAUGGAGGGAGGUGGUGAAGCAGCCAUGAGCACCUUCAUCAUGGAUGAAGAGACUCUCAAGAGAAAACAGAGAGAAAAACUGAAAAAACUGCAGGCCACGGGAGGAAACCCGCGUCCUGCGCGAUCCCUCCUCUUCCUCACGCUGAAGAACCCUUUCCGCAAGGCUUGUAUCAACAUCGUAGAGUGGAAACCGUUUGAAAUCAUCAUCCUCCUCACCAUCUUUGCAAACUGUGUAGCUUUGGCCGUUUUCCUCCCAAUGCCUGAAGAAGAUACAAACAGCACCAACAGUAACCUGGAGAGUCUUGAGUAUAUUUUUCUCAUCAUAUUCACUAUGGAAUGUUUCCUGAAGAUCGUGGCGUAUGGAUUUCUUUUUCACGCCGAUGCCUAUUUACGAAACUGCUGGAAUAUAUUAGAUUUUGUCAUUGUGACAAUGGGGUUGUUCACCAUCGUGGUGGACUUCAUCAAUAACAUCAGCGGUGUGGAGGCUCCAGUGGAACAGAAAGGAGGGUUCAAUAUGAAAGCCCUGAGAGCAUUCAGAGUCCUGCGGCCCCUCCGUCUCGUCUCCGGGGUCCCUAGUCUGCAGGUGGUCAUGAGCUCCAUUCUCAAGUCCAUGCUGCCUCUGUUCCACAUCGCCCUGCUGGUUUUCUUCAUGGUCAUAAUUUACGCCAUUAUUGGCUUGGAGCUUUUCAAAUGCAAAAUGCAUAAGACAUGUUACUACACUGGAACAGAUAUUAUUGCAACAGUGGAGAAUGAGGAGCCAUCUCCAUGCGCUCUGACUGGUAGCGGUCGACGAUGCACUCUGAACGGGACAGAGUGUCGCAAGGGUUGGCCUGGGCCAAAUAACGGCAUCACUCACUUUGAUAAUUUGGGUUUCUCCAUGCUCACCGUAUACCAAUGCAUCACCACGCAGGGUUGGACAGAUGUUCUGUACUGGGUGAACGAUGCAAUCGGAAUGGAGUGGCCCUGGUUGUAUUUCGUCACCCUGAUUCUGUUGGGCUCAUUCUUCAUCCUCAAUCUGGUUCUGGGAGUUUUAUGUGGUGAAUUCACUAAGGAGAGAGAGAAGAGUUCCCGCAGUGGAGAAUAUCAGCAGUUGAGGGAAAGACAACAGUUAGAUGAGGAUCUGAAAGGAUACAUGGAGUGGAUCACACAGGCUGAGGUCAUGGACAACGACCUUGAAGGCCAUGGUCUUCUUCCGCUGCAGAAGGAUGGAUCUGAAACAGAAAGUCUCUAUGAUUUGGAUGCACUAAACAAACUCAUGUUUUAUGUUCGUCACGCACGUCGCUGGAACCGUUUUUUUAGGAGGAAGUGUCGGGUUUGGGUGAAGUCCAGGCUCUUUUAUUGGCUGGUGAUAUUGCUGGUGUCUUUCAACACCCUGGCCAUCGCAACCGAGCACCAUCAGCAGUCCCAGGCCCUUACUAACUUCCAAGACAACACAAAUAAGGUGCUGCUGUCUUUGUUCGCGGUGGAGAUGUUUCUGAAGAUGUAUGCAAUGGGGUUGCCGUCUUACUUCAUAUCUCUUUUCAAUCGAUUUGACUGCUUUGUGGUGUCUGUGGGGGUCCUGGAGCUCAUUCUGGUACGUAUGGAUGUCAUGUCUGUCAUGGGGAUCUCUGUACUGCGAUGCAUUCGGUUGCUGCGUCUCAUCAAAAUCACCAGGUAUUGGACAGCCCUCAGUAAUCUUGUGGCGUCGCUCUUAAACUCGGUGCGCUCCGUCGCCUCCUUGCUGCUGCUCCUCUUCCUAUUCAUAGUCAUCUUCGCUCUGCUCGGCAUGCAGGUGUUUGGCGGAAAGUUUAAUUUUCCUGAUGGCGGUGUGCGCCGUAGCAACUUUGACAAUUUUCCUCAGGCGCUCAUCACCGUUUUCCAGGUCAUGACAGGUGAAGACUGGAACUCUGUCAUGUAUGAUGGAAUCAUGGCUCAUGGAGGUCCAUCAAUGCCUGGAAUCCUAGUCAGCAUUUACUUCAUUAUUCUGUUCAUCUGUGGAAACUUCAUCCUCCUGAACGUCUUCUUGGCUGUUGCGGUGGAUAACCUGGCAGAGGCUGAGAGCUUAACCUCUGCCCAGAAAGAGAAGGCAGAAGAGAAGAUACGCAAAAAGCUUCUCAGAGAAAAUCUUCCUGAUAAGGGUGAAGAGGAGAAGACUUUGCUGGCAAAGAAACUUGCCGAGCAGAGAGCCAAGAUUGAAGGAAUUCCCACUACAGCUAAGCUCAAAGUGGAUGAAUUCGAAUCAAAUGUGAACGAGAUUAAAGAUCCAUUUCCACCGGCUGAUUUUCCAGGUGAUGAUGAAGAGGAAGAGCCAGAGAUUCCCAGCAGUCCUCGGCCUCGUCCAAUGGCAGAUCUGCAGUUGAAGGAAACAGUGGUGCCCAUGCCGGAGGCCAGUUCCUUCUUUAUCUUUGGCCCGCAGAAUAAAUUCCGCAAACUCUGCCAUCGCAUCAUCAAUGCCACCACCUUCACCAACAUCAUCCUCCUCUUCAUCCUGCUUAGCAGCAUCUCAUUGGCUGCAGAGGACCCCAUCGACCCGGUUUCCUUCAGGAACAAGGUCCUGGCCUAUGCUGAUAUUGUCUUUACCUCAGUUUUCACAGCAGAGAUCGUGUUGAAGAUGACCACAUACGGCGCAUUCUUACACACUGGCUCUUUCUGCCGUAACUCGUUCAACAUACUAGACUUGAUCGUGGUUGGCGUUUCCCUACUGUCCAUGGGAAUGGAGUCAAGUGCCAUCUCAGUGGUUAAGAUCCUCAGGGUCUUGAGAGUGUUGAGACCUUUAAGAGCCAUAAACAGAGCCAAAGGUCUGAAGCAUGUGGUCCAGUGUAUGUUCGUAGCCAUCAAGACCAUCGGCAACAUCGUUUUAGUCACAAUGCUCCUGGAUUUCAUGUUUGCCUGCAUCGGGGUUCAGCUUUUCAAGGGGAAAUUUUUUUAUUGCACAGACCCACUUAAAAUGACGGAGGUGGAAUGCAGGGGAACGUUUAUAAAACACCAGGAGAACACUCUUCAUGACAUGGUCCUUAGUCAGCGCGAGUGGAUGAAUAGCGACUUAAACUUUGAUAACAUUCUGAACGCCAUGCUGGCUCUCUUCACGGCGUCAACAUUUGAAGGCUGGCCAAAGUUGUUGUAUAAAGCCAUCGACUCAAAUCUGGAGGACAGAGGCCCAAUUUAUAACAACCGCAUUGGGAUUUUCAUCUUCUUCAUUGUCUACCUCAUCCUCAUCGCCUUCUUUAUGAUGAACAUCUUCGUGGGCUUUGUUAUUGUCACCUUUCAGGAACAGGGAGAGCAGGAGUACAAAAACUGUGAGCUGGAUAAAAACCAGCGCCAAUGUGUUCAGUAUGCCCUGAAGGCCCGACCAUUGAGGUGUUACAUCCCUAAGAACCCGUAUCAGUACCAGGUGUGGUACAUCGUCACUUCCUGUUACUUUGAGUACCUGAUGUUUCUCCUCAUCAUGCUCAACACCAUGUGUCUGGGGAUGCAGCACUGUAAACAGUCAGAUCACAUUGAUUACCUGGCCAAUAUGCUGAACAUUAUCUUCACUGUCCUAUUUACAGUGGAGAUGAUCCUCAAACUUGGUGCCUUCAAAGCCAAGGGUUACUUCGGCGAUGCCUGGAACGUCUUUGAUUUCAUAAUAGUGGUUGGCAGCAUUGUUGACGUCAUACUAAGUGAAAUUGGUACAGCUCUUGAGAAACAGGGUGGAUUGUACUGUCUCACUGGAUGUCCUGCUGUGAACGGAACAGUGACACCAGAUGAUUUGAACUCGGUUGCAACAGACGAGAAUAUAAGCGUGUCUAUCACAUUAUUCCGACUCUUCCGUGUCAUGCGUCUGGUCAAACUGCUGAAUCGUUUCGAGGGGAUUCGGAAUUUGCUGUGGACCUUCAUCAAAUCAUUCCAGGCUUUGCCGUAUGUGGCGCUUCUCAUUGUCAUGCUGUUCUUCAUCUACGCUGUCAUCGGCAUGCAGGUGUUCGGAAAGAUCGCACUAAUAGACGGAUCUGUGAUUAACCGCAACAACAACUUUCAGACGUUUCCUCAGGCUGUGCUGCUGUUGUUCAGGUCUGCCACAGGUGAAGCAUGGCAAGAAAUUAUGUUGGGCUGUUUGUACGGUCAGCGCUGUGACCCAAAAUCAGAUUACCUGCCCGGAGAGGAGUACACCUGCGGCUCUGGAUUUGCCAUUUUGUACUUCAUGAGUUUUUACAUGCUGUGUGCUUUCCUGAUCAUUAACCUGUUUGUGGCUGUGAUCAUGGACAACUUUGAUUAUCUGACCCGUGAUUGGUCGAUUCUGGGACCGCAUCAUUUGGAUGAGUUUAAGAAGAUCUGGGCUGAAUACGACCCGGAGGCCACGGGGCGCAUUAAACACCUGGAUGUUGUGACUUUGCUGAGAAGAAUCCAGCCGCCUCUUGGGUUCGGAAAGUUCUGUCCUCACCGUGUUGCCUGCAAGAGAUUAAUUUCUAUGAACAUGCCACUAAACAGUGACGGAACAGUGACGUUUAAUGCCACGCUGUUCUCUUUGGUCCGAACGGCACUGAAAAUUAAAACCGAAGGUAAUUUUGAAAAGGCCAAUGAGGAGCUUCGGGCGAUUAUUAAGAAGAUCUGGAAACGCACCAGUAUGAAACUGCUGGACCAGGUCAUUCCACCAAUCGGAGAUGAUGAGGUCACGGUGGGAAAGUUUUACGCCACGUUCCUGAUCCAGGAUCACUUUAGGAAGUUCAUGAAGCGUCAGGAGGAAUAUUACGGAUACCGGCCAAACAAGAAGAACAAGAACACCACAGAGAUACAGGCGGGUCUGAGGAGCAUCGAGGAUGAAGCCGCCCCAGAGCUGCAUCGGGCGAUCUCUGGAGAUCUUCUCAAUGAGGAUGAGAUGGACGGGGCCAUGGAUGAAGCUGCAGAAGAGGGGAUCUACAGGAGAGCAGGUGGACUGUUUGGCAAUCAUGUGGAUCCAUUCAGGAGAGGAACCCCUAUGCCAACCCAGGUGACCAGCCAGCGCCCCCUACAGAUCGCAGACAGUAGACCAGAGGAGACUGAACCCGGCUCACCUUCAUAUCUAAAUUAUCAUGCCAACUUUAAUAACAACAACACAAACAACACCAGGAGCAUACAGAGAUAUGAACUACACUUCCCAUCAGGCAUCAGGGCAUCCAGCCAUUACGGUCCUGUCAGUGCAGCCGACUUUCUUAUACAAGAGACUCUGUUUGCUGGGGGUUUGGAGAGUCUUGCAUGCGACUCCUACUUUGUAUCCGUAACAAAGGCAGAGAUGGCGGAAUCACUGCGCAUGGAUGUCGACGUGUUGGAGAGGAUCUCGGCAGCCAUUCUUAACAAACGUCAAGGACAUUCAGAGAUGUUUAAAGACACAGUAACCUGUCAGUUAGACGUUACGCACUGCCAAGUGUAAUGCUCAUCUGAGGACACUGGAUGAACCAUAGAGACUUUAUUGGAUCAUCAGGACUCGUAAUACAGUUGUGAGAACUGCAGCAAAGUGUUUUGACUUGUCACAGACAAGUUGACAGAUAAUAGUUUUUUCAAUAUUUAAUGACAAAUGUACACAAAAGUACUUUCCACUGUCAAAAUACACGAUUUUUGACAGAAGUUGGGCCAGUUUCGGCCAGGCUAUUAUGUUAGCGUAUCACUACUUCUGAUGUCGAAAAACAUGCUGUUUCCGAAAUAGCCCCUUACACACUUAUGUAGGGCACUAUUUGAGGGGGUGGCCAUUUGUAGUAGUGUCCUUGAUCACAGUGGACAUUGUCAAGUGCACUCCUUUAAUCCCACAAUCCAUAGCAAUAAUAAGUGUACAGCUAAUGCGGAGCUAGUCACUACUUAUCCACUUUGAGGCCUGCGCUGAAUUAAUUCAACAGACGAUGUUCACAGUGCUAUUCACUUAUUUCAUUCAGUUUUAAAUGAAUCUUUAAUUGCAUUAUAUAAGCACCUAUCGUCUGAUUCACGAUUUCCUUUGGUGUGUAAGUGUCUAUAGUACAUGUUAACGAUAUGCAAAAGGUACAAACCCCAAAGUAAAUGAUGAAGCAAGUUUUCGUUUCCAACGUAAAUCUCUUUUCUUGGACUACAACAAACACACGGAUUGUAGGCAACAGUUAACUUCCUGGGCUUGUUGACGUAGACAAGAAUGACAUUAUCAUAAUUCCUUCCGCUUCAGACUCACAGCCUGUAAGUGAACUCCUGUUAGCAUUGCAUUGUGACAGAAUCUUUCAAACAUGGUAGGGAGCUUUAAAUUCCCAGCUGACUUCAGAGGUAUUUAGGCCAAUCACAACGUACAGAUAAACUGGCCAAUCAGGGACACAGAGCUUUUCAGAUCGAUGAGAAGACAGGGAUAUCUGGAGCUACAAAAAUGUAUGGUGUGUGGAAAAGAAUGUGUUUUUUGAACCAUAAACCAUGUGAACACAUUGUAUUAUACCAAAUACACAACAUUACAUUGUUUUAGCAAUGAAAUAGAUGCUCUUUAAGAAACCUAAACAAGACAAAAAUACUAAUUAAGAAAGUAAUUUUUGCAGCAUAUGACUCUUCUGGGGUGACAUUGUUGUUUUGCAUUAAAUCAAAUGUACUCACACAGAACAUAGCAAAUAAUAAAUAAAAUAUUAACACUGUUUUACUAAACAUGUUUUAGUUCAUCUUGAUUU
Messenger RNA from Paramisgurnus dabryanus, 6821 nucleotides. It is a transcript of the gene cacna1sa, whose product is annotated as calcium channel, voltage-dependent, L type, alpha 1S subunit, a. Gene Ontology annotation, cellular component: membrane; voltage-gated calcium channel complex. Gene Ontology annotation, biological process: calcium ion transmembrane transport. The record is from RefSeq and is a predicted model, not a curated record. Gene Ontology annotation, molecular function: calcium ion binding; voltage-gated calcium channel activity. NCBI's taxonomy places the organism in Eukaryota, Metazoa, Chordata, Actinopteri, Cypriniformes, Cobitidae.